AUGAAGGCCGCAAUAUUCUUCCAACGACUUGCAGCGACAAGCCUGAGCUCAUCAAAGACUUACAGGAGUUGCCAUCUUCCAUCUUCCUCAGUAUCGGAUCAAUAUGACAAGUUCUACCGAUCGGGGUCCAUGGCACUAUCUGAAGCCCAUCUUUCUCUUCUCAGAAAGUAUCUACGAGUGGCUCCUUAUCUUCUGCUCACAGACGACCCAGAUCUCGUUGCAUCUACCAUAUGGCAUACAGAUCUCUGUGCCGGCAACCUCUUUGUGGACAAAGGCCAUAUCACCAGUGUGAUUGAUUGGCUGGGCCCCUAG
Trichophyton rubrum CBS 118892 is the source of this 312-nucleotide messenger RNA. RefSeq lists its product as uncharacterized. The record is from RefSeq and is a predicted model, not a curated record. NCBI's taxonomy places the organism in Eukaryota, Fungi, Ascomycota, Eurotiomycetes, Onygenales, Arthrodermataceae. The transcript has 3 exons. Bases 1 to 312 code for a protein of 103 amino acids.